Messenger RNA from Acaromyces ingoldii, 1441 nucleotides. Its product is annotated as Prp18-domain-containing protein. Bases 67 to 1341 code for a protein of 424 amino acids. Lineage: Eukaryota; Fungi; Basidiomycota; Exobasidiomycetes; Exobasidiales; Cryptobasidiaceae. The record is from RefSeq and is a predicted model, not a curated record. Gene Ontology annotation, cellular component: U2-type post-spliceosomal complex; U4/U6 x U5 tri-snRNP complex; U5 snRNP. Gene Ontology annotation, biological process: RNA splicing; generation of catalytic spliceosome for second transesterification step. The transcript is spliced from 2 exons.
CAAUCUCACCAAUAUUGAGGCACAAAAUACCACCAGGCCGAAGAGAGGAGCAGGCAGAUCCCAGCGAUGGACGCGCUCAAGGCAGAGAUUGCCGCGCGCAAGAAGCGCAAGGCGCAGGCGGGCUCGCCGUCCUCAUCGCCUCAGCCUGCCUCUUCUGCCACUGCCUCUGCUGCUGCUGCUCCUACGGGAAACGAAGAAAAGGAGAAGAGGUACAUGCGGCGGGGCGAAGAGGAGGAGGAAGAGCGCCGCCGUCGCGAGCUCGAGGAGGAGAGGGAGCAAGAAGAAAAGAGACGGAAGCGACGCAAAGAGGAGGCACUCCGGCACAAGUCAAGGUCGAGAACGCCAGAUCCAACGACGAACGCCUCAGCUUCUUCGUCAGCCUCUGCUGCUGCUGCAGCUGUUCCUGCCUCUGCCACCGUGGCCGAGGAGGCAGCGGCUUCGGCCAUCAGCUCUGCCCGUAAGGAAGCCUUCAACAUCUCGCCCCAGGAGGCCGUGCAGCGGCUGCGAGCAAAAGGCCAGCCGAUUCGCCUCUUUGCAGAGUCGGACAAGGAGCGUCGUCUGCGGCUCCGCGCCCUCGAGCUCAUCGAGGAGCGCGGCCAGAAGGUGGGGCAGAACGACUUUAUGAAGGCACUCCAAGGCGCCGAGUCGGGCAUUGCUCUCGAGGAGCUCGAGCGAGGCAGCCGCCGGAUGGAUCGGAGCGACAAGGAGGCCGACAACAACAACAAGAAUCCCAACGAGGCCGAUGCUAAUGGUCAUGCGAGGGACAAUGACGGCGACGGGCGCUCAGUCGACAACGAGCGCGAGUCGCGGCCCGGCGUGGGCAUGAACAGCCUGCUGGAUCUCAGCCUGAUUCGGACCGACAUUCACAAGGUGUAUCCGAUCAUCUACUACACCCUCAAGCAGCUCCUCACCGACUGGGAGGCCGCCCUCUCGCAGCGGCCCGCCGAGGUCAAGGCGACGACGCAGGGCAAGCUCGUGGCGGCGACACAGAGGCAGACGGCAGAGUACCUCAAGCCCCUCUUCAAGAAGCUCCGUCAGCGGCAAUUGGAGCCCGACGUGCUGAUGCGCAUCGCCGAGAUUGUCCACUACAUGCAGAAGCGCGAAUACCGCCACGCAAACGACUCGUACCUCCAGCUCUCGAUUGGCAACGCGCCCUGGCCCAUCGGCGUCACCAUGGUCGGCAUCCACGAGCGCUCGGGCCGGGAAAAGAUCUUCAGCUCCAAUGUGGCCCAUGUGCUCAACGACGAGGUCAGCCGCAAGUACAUCCAGAGCCUCAAGCGGCUCAUGACGUUUGCCCAGACCAAGUGGCCGCCGACAAACCUGGCCAUGCUGAUGGGCUGACGCGGUGUGCAUCUUUCGUGCAUGUAUGCAUGCACUUUGUAACAGUAGCAGUAGUAGCGUUUUGCAAUUAUGGUGAAGGGUGAUGAUGAUGAUGAUGAAC